Messenger RNA from Megachile rotundata (alfalfa leafcutting bee), 3011 nucleotides. RefSeq names its product codanin-1 like protein dlt (gene dlt). Gene Ontology annotation, biological process: chromatin organization. NCBI's taxonomy places the organism in Eukaryota, Metazoa, Arthropoda, Insecta, Hymenoptera, Megachilidae. The record is from RefSeq and is a predicted model, not a curated record. Gene Ontology annotation, cellular component: nucleus.
ACAUUAAUAUUAUAUACCACAAUUUUUACAAAGAAUAAAAAAUUAAAAGUUACUAUUUAUUUAUUAUUUUCGUACAAUCGUAAAUCUAGUCGAUUUUGUAAACAUGAGGUUGAUACCAUUAAGUUGGCACAGUCUAGCAUGGCAUCACAGCAGAAAUUGAUUAAGCAGAAUGUGUAUAGAAUUCUAUGACAUUAAUGUAUAAAUAUGUAUGCCGUAAAAUAGAAUUAUAGUAUUGAAUAAUUUUCUUAUUUAAAAAAUUGUGACUUCAUAAAUAAUUAUUACACAAAGUUUCUUUUGUCGUACAGUAACGUUAAAAUGUUUUAUAAACAUAACCUUCAAAGGCUAGCUGAUAUCGAUAAUACGUAUUGGAUGAUUUAAUUAAAUGAAUGUGUUUAAAAAAUAAAAUUUUAUCAUAAGAAGUGAAAUGUAAAGCAGGCACAUUCAUAAAAUGGGUGAAUUAAACGUAUGUUUUCAAAUAGACACAGAUAAUCGUGAAAAUUUUCCAUCUGCGAUUACAUUUCAAACAUUUAAAAACCAACGAGACAAAUUUUAUGAGAUAUUUAGAAUAUGGGAAGAGAAUCACUUGGUACCAGGGUGGACAUUUCAAAUAGCUUUGGGAAGUAAAAUACGAACUAUGCUGACACUGCACAAUGAUGCAAUUAAUUAUUACCACUUUGCCCGAUUAUUUAAAUCACAACUUUUAAUUUCAUGUGUACAAAACAGGCAACAAGCAGAAAUAGACGAUGAAAAUAUAAGUUUUCUGAAAACUUUGAAAUGUGUUAAUCCUAAAAAGUUGGAUCAACUACAAAAACGAUUAGUAACGCCGCAACCUUCCAAAAAUCAAGUGACAGGGCCAUCUUUUCCAGGAGUACAAGAAUUCUUCAAGGAUUUUAUAUUAUUCGCUUUCAAUCCAGUUUUUUAUGUUCAUUUGGAAAAUUGUUUGGUUCAUGAAAUUAUGGAAUUGAAUGAUACUCAAUUCAACAGUAGCGAAAUAGAAGACUCAGACACAACAGUCGACGAGCAAACUCAACAAAAUUUCAUUACUUGUUUAUCUAGUUUACAACUUCUUGCAAAAGUAUUGGGUCUUCUUGUAUCAUUGCCGUACAGAUCAGAAUCGAAUAAUUUUAAGGAGUUAGUGGCAACUCAAGUAGAAGUAAGAAGUAAAGUUUUACCAACAGUAAAUUUACACCUCUGUCUUCAUAAUGCAAUAACAUGUGGAAAGUUGUCAUUAACUGUACCUUGGAUAGCAAAAUACUUGGCUAUGUUGGAUGCGGUAUCUCUUCGAUUACCAUAUUAUAAGCAAAUCUUAGAACUUUUAUAUUAUAUUUAUAAGGCUGUAAAUCAGUCUGAUUUUUUGGCACCUGAUAGUCCUAUCUCUCAACAAACAGCAAUUCUUCUAAAAUCAACUUUAGGCUGGUUAUUUGAAUUAUCAAAUUUUCCAAAGGAUUUGUAUCCUUCUUGGCAGAAGACGUAUAAAGUUAAGGAAUUGCAAAGUCUCAAACAGUUUGACAAACACUAUGCACAAAAGAAUAUGUUGUCUGGAGAGCCCAUAGUAUCUGUUACUUCUGCUAAAUAUAACUUAGACAAAUUAGAUAUUAUUAAUGAAAAGACGCUACGAAUAUGCUGCCCUUCGGCCGCUUUAAAUGCACCUGUAAUGAAUUCUAACGCAAAUUUAAAUAAUUGCAAUUCAAAUAAACACAUUACACCAGUUUCUAGUCAACUUCACAAAUCUGUCCGAGGGGCAGGUGUAAAGCAUUUAGAGUUGCAAUUAGAAGAAGCUUUCUUUCAUGGGCAACCAGCAUCUACUCGCAAAACGGUUGACUUUGUGUCUGAACGGGUUGCUUCUGCUUGCGUGAAGCAUAUAUGCAACACAUUAUUAAUGUCUUCUAGAGAAACGAACUUAAAUAACUUUCGAAAGAUUUUGAAAAAGAAGCAAAGCGAAAGGCAAUGGGAAAAAUUAGAAGAAUCGUUACUCAAUGAUGCAAUGGAUUUCAAGGCAUACAUAAUAAAUGACAUGAAUAUAUUGGCUACAAAUAUGUCUAAAGAAUUGAAGGAGCAAUGUGAAAUAUCUAUACCGACAAUUUGUGAAACACGUGUAACUAAAGCCAUAGAAUCUCUUUUGGCUGAAGAUUCUUUAAGCCCUGUGAAAGAAAUGUGCGUUAAAAUUGCUACAAGAUUAGCCACCGAACGAAUACAUCAGUGGAUACAAUCCCAUAUAGUGGGUGGCUCAUUGUUCAUAAAAGACAUGGAAGUCGAAUUAAACAGAUUCUUGAAAAACAAUAUACCAUUGCAUCCUUUCCAAGAAAAGAAACACAAUCCAAAUGCAAUCAGUCCAACGAAUAUUACCGACGACAUAAGAGAGCUUAUGUGGGAUAUACUCGACAAUGGUGGGAAAUCUCUAACGAUAACAUCUGUAUCAACUGUGUUAGAUAAUUUAUAUCAAAGUUUGAACGAAAGAGCUGAUUUAGUUGUGGGGCCAGAGAAGAUUUUAUAUUCUCUCAGUACAGAUUUUGCUUUAUUUUUAGUCGCUUAUCGAAGUGAUCUUUUCACACAAAAAGUUCAAAAAAAAUUCAUAAGAGUUUGGACAAUGGAGCGUUGGAAAGCUAUGGAAUUAGAUUCUCCUAUGCACAGAGUGUUUAGUUCUAGAAAUAUUAUGCUGCUAGCUCAACCAGAAAACGAAGAGAUUUGGCCAUUUUUUGGAAAAUUUAUUAGGAAGCUAAUAGAGAAAAACGUUUUGGACAUUGACAGUUUUAGCGAUCAAUGUGUAGCUUUAUUCAGACAAGAUUGGCCCAUGUCUAUUAUGAAGCAUUUGUCGAAGUGUUUAACAGAAGUUAUAUCAGGUUUUAAGGCAUCGGAUGAAACAACAGAAAAAGUGAAAUAUUUGUUAGGGUGGAUAGCAGAAACGUAUAACGAGAUAGAAUUUUGCAACGAUUAUAGUUCUUUAGACUGAUGUUCGUUUAUUCAUUUUUACUUUGAACUUUUUAAAGGACUCUAGUAUAUUGUAUAGACCA